AUGGCGGACGUAAUAAGGAAUUAUAAGACGGAAGAACUUAUCAACUAUUUGCGGCAAACUACCGAAUCGAUAUGCCAAUUUUUCGCCGCACAGCCCUAUGGCUGUGCGGCUGUGUGGAGGCAGGAAGACUUAAACCUAGGUAAUGACGAUUUAUCAAUUCUGCGUAAAGAAAAUAUAUCUGGUCAUGAUUUUGUCGAGUUAACUAAGGAGAAUUUUUGCAGUUAUGGUCUGAAAGGUGGCCCCGCGACAAGACUUGCAAAAUUUAUCAAAGGUCUCGAGGAAAAGCUAAGAACCUAUUCAUCGUAUAAAACUCUGGAUGACUUGGAAGAAAUGUCACUGUUCGAGGAAAUAGACGAUAAUGACAAAGCAUUCAACCACUGCAUGGAUGAUAUAAUUCUGAAAUUAUCAAACGUAGAGACUAUGACGGACGCCAAUGAAGCAACGAGAUGCGAAUUUAUUUCGGCAAUUCUAAUGCGUCGAUCGAUAUCGCUAAACGAGUUACCACCCAAGUGGUUAGAGGACCUACUUUGUAUUACGGAAGGAAAACCACAUAACAUCAAGAUUGGAAGAAACGGGACAGCGGAUGAGGCAUUUGGUAACGAGUAUUUCGACUACCUCUAUGGGAUCGUAUCUACGGGUAUGUGGAAAAUUUUACUAGAUCAUUACUCAGGUGGGACCUAG
This is a messenger RNA of Paraglomus occultum, 681 nucleotides long. NCBI's taxonomy places the organism in Eukaryota, Fungi, Glomeromycota, Glomeromycetes, Paraglomerales, Paraglomeraceae. The record is from the annotation of a GenBank genome assembly.